AGGAUUUUUUUGUCAUUGGCAACCUUAGUAGGUUGAACCUUCGCACUAAACUAAGCAAUAAUUGGAGAUGAUAAUUAUACAUAGAAAGAAAAAGGAAUAAGUUAAAUAUCAUAACAGAUGUAAAAGAGAAAUUUGAAAAUUUGGGAACUUUUGCUGUAAUGUACAUUAUUAUGUUUAAAUGACCGUGAAACGACAUUUGGACAGCUUUAUCGGUGAAAAGAUAAAUUAAGAUAACAUAUUGAACAAACUUUCUACAAAAUGGCUGAUAGUGGAAAUGUAGAUACAGAUAUUCUUUCAGAUGAAAUAUUUGAUGUAUUAUGUUCAAUGUGUAAAAAUCAAGGCAAAAACGCCGAAGGUGUAAAAUACUGUGUAGACUGUAAAGAUUAUUUCUGUGUCAAUUGUGUCAAAGUUCACAGUCAGGUACCUGUUUUAGUUGGUCACAAGGUGCUAGAUAAAUCUCAAGUUAAGUCAGGAACCAGCAAAGGUCUGCCGAGGGCACCAACAGAGAGAUGUGACAGACACAGUCAUAAACACAUUGAUAUGUACUGUCAGAACCAUGAUAAUGUUGGAUGUUCUACAUGUAUGGCAGUUGAUCACAGAUUAUGCAAGGAUACAUUCUACAUACCAGAAUUUAUCCAAAAUAAUACUUACCAAGUUAUAUCCAGGGGACUACAAACAAAACUCAAUGAAAUAGCCAAGACCCUUGCUAAACAAGCUGAUAUAUUUAAGCAGGAUAAACAAAGGCUGUUAAAGAGGAAAGCAGAGUUACUGGCUGAUAUCAGAAAAUUCCGCCAAGAAAUCAAUGACAAACUUGACAAGCUGGAGAAAAGUUCCAUAGAAGAGAUGGAAAGUAAAGUCAAAAGUCUUGAAGACAAGAUUGAAGAUGGUCACAAACAACUACAAGCAUACAAGUCCAGGGUUACAUCAGCUAAUGAUAAAUUAGCAUCUAAAAACACAAAUCAAGCUGAAGUGUUUGUUUAUGUUAAGAUGGCAGAGGAUGCUGCAAAUGUUGCCAACAAUUAUAUGAAGCAUGCCAAAAUGAAAAGUACAGUGGAAGACAUAGAAUUUCUACCAGAUAGUACAAUACUUACACAGUUAGACCAAAUGAAAACCCUGUGCACAUUAACAGAAAAACAUACAAAAAAAUCUGUCAAUUUAUUUCACAGUAAAGGAAAUAAAUCAUAUAAUGUAAAAGUUGAGUCUGAUAAUCGCAUUUGUAAUAUCACUAGUGUCUGCUGUAUGGAAGAUGGUACAAUAAUUCUAGGUGAUGGCAACAACAGGAAGCUUAUACGGUUACACAGUUACAACUAUACUGUCACUGACUUCUGUGAUCUACCUGGAUUUACACAUCAAGUAUGUAUGAUUAAUAACACACAAGUAGCAAUAACCGUUCCAUCAAAUAAGGAAGUUCAUUUCAUUUCUCUUAGUGGUAAAAUGAAAACAACAAACAAGAUUAAAACUGAUUUUGAAUGUUAUUGUUUUGCAUAUGCAAACAAUAAUUUAUAUAUUUCAGACUUUGCCACAUUAUUAUAUAUGUAUACAUUGUCUGGUAGGAAACUUAAACAGUACAAUUAUGAAAAAUCAGAAGAUAAUCUAUUCUAUGACAUACACAGUAUAGCUGUCAGUCAGGAUGCUACAAGAAUUUAUGUUGCUGACUUUUAUAAAGGACUGAUAGUACUGGAUCACAAUGGUCAUGUUAUUACAUCAUUUAAUGGUGAACAAUUAAAGGGGGCUAGCUGUUGUUAUCUCACAGAAGCAGGCAGUGUGUUGGUAUCUGGACAAAACUCUAAUAAUGUUUUACAGUUUACAUGUGAUGGUGAGCUGAUAGGAGAGGUUAUAAAAGCUAAAAGUGGAAAACAAAACAUUACAUCAGUCUCUUGUAAUCAACGUAUGACUAAGAUGUGUAUAAGCAGACAGGGAAGUGACAAUAUUGAAGUGUAUGAUAUCUAAUCUGUUAAGUAAAUAUAUUUUCAAUUUAAACAGUUCAAAUAAAAAAAGGAACACUUUGAUUCAUAUGCAAAAUACAUAGUUCAAACAUAAAAGGAAAAACACAGUCAUUUAAAUAACUUUAUUGUGACUAGUAUAUACAUGUACAACAUGUAAUGAUUCUUGUUUAAUUCAUUGUUAAUAUACCUGUUAAGUGUUGUGAAAAAAAUUAUUUGAAUUAUCAUGUAUAUUAUAUUGUUGCACUAUGAUUUAAUACAAAAUUGAUAUAUUUUUGAAAUUGUGUGUUGUGAAAAUGACUUGUUGUUCAUGUGAAAUAAA
This is a messenger RNA of Ruditapes philippinarum (Manila clam), 2265 nucleotides long. RefSeq lists its product as uncharacterized. Gene Ontology annotation, cellular component: chromatin; nucleoplasm. The record is from RefSeq and is a predicted model, not a curated record. Gene Ontology annotation, biological process: positive regulation of DNA-templated transcription. Bases 259 to 1950 code for a protein of 563 amino acids. The transcript has 2 exons. NCBI's taxonomy places the organism in Eukaryota, Metazoa, Mollusca, Bivalvia, Venerida, Veneridae. Gene Ontology annotation, molecular function: ubiquitin-protein transferase activity; protein binding; zinc ion binding.